Messenger RNA from Equus quagga, 7945 nucleotides. RefSeq names its product solute carrier family 4 member 4 (gene SLC4A4). Bases 128 to 3367 code for a protein of 1079 amino acids. Gene Ontology annotation, molecular function: monoatomic anion transmembrane transporter activity; solute:inorganic anion antiporter activity; sodium:bicarbonate symporter activity. The record is from RefSeq and is a predicted model, not a curated record. Lineage: Eukaryota; Metazoa; Chordata; Mammalia; Perissodactyla; Equidae. The transcript is spliced from 26 exons. Gene Ontology annotation, cellular component: basolateral plasma membrane; plasma membrane. Gene Ontology annotation, biological process: bicarbonate transport; monoatomic anion transport; regulation of intracellular pH.
CCCAGCCUCCAACCCCGGCGGCGCGCCGGGCAGCACUUCGGUGGCGGCGGCGGCGGCGGCAGUGGCCGCUGCAGCCCCACACUCCGCCGCCAAACUGGAGGAGCGACGGAAGCCGGACCCCAGGAGGAUGGAGGAUGAAGCUGUCCUGGACAGAGGGGCUUCCUUCCUCAAGCAUGUGUGUGAUGAAGAAGAAGUAGAAGGCCACCACACCAUCUACAUUGGGGUUCAUGUGCCGAAGAGCUACAGGAGAAGGCGACGUCACAAGAGAAAGACAGGGCACAAAGAAAAGAAGGAAAAGGAGAGAAUCUCUGAGAACUACUCUGACAAGUCAGAUGUGGAAAACGCUGAUGAGUCCAGCAGCAGCAUCCUCAAACCCCUCAUCUCUCCUGCUGCGGAACGCAUCCGAUUCAUCUUGGGCGAGGAGGAUGACAGCCCAGCACCCCCUCAGCUCUUCACCGAACUGGAUGAACUGCUGGCUGUGGAUGGGCAGGAGAUGGAGUGGAAGGAGACAGCGAGGUGGAUUAAGUUUGAAGAAAAAGUGGAACAGGGUGGGGAGAGGUGGAGCAAGCCCCAUGUGGCCACAUUGUCCCUCCACAGCUUAUUUGAGCUGAGGACGUGUAUGGAGAAAGGAUCCAUCAUGCUCGACAGGGAGGCUUCUUCUCUGCCACAGUUGGUGGAGAUGAUUGUUGACCAUCAGAUUGAGACAGGCCUAUUGAAACCUGACCUUAAGGAUAAGGUGACAUAUACUUUGCUCCGGAAGCAUCGGCAUCAGACCAAGAAAUCCAACCUUCGAUCUCUGGCUGAUAUUGGGAAGACAGUCUCCAGCGCAAGUAGGAUGUUUACCAACCCUGAUAAUGGUAGCCCAGCCAUGACCCAUAGGAAUCUCACUUCCUCCAGUCUGAAUGACAUUUCUGAUAAACCAGAGAAGGACCAGCUGAAGAAUAAGUUCAUGAAAAAACUGCCACGUGAUGCAGAAGCUUCCAAUGUGCUUGUUGGGGAGGUUGACUUCUUGGAUACUCCUUUCAUUGCCUUUGUUCGGCUACAGCAGGCUGUCAUGCUGGGUGCCCUGACUGAGGUCCCUGUACCCACAAGGUUCUUGUUCAUUCUCUUAGGUCCUAAGGGGAAAGCCAAGUCCUACCAUGAGAUUGGCAGAGCCAUUGCUACCUUGAUGUCUGACGAGGUGUUCCAUGACAUUGCUUAUAAAGCAAAAGACAGGCAGGACCUGAUUGCUGGCAUUGAUGAGUUCCUAGAUGAAGUCAUUGUCCUUCCUCCUGGAGAGUGGGAUCCAGCGAUCAGGAUAGAGCCUCCUAAGAGUCUUCCAUCAUCUGACAAAAGAAAGAAUAUGUACUCAGGUGGAGAGAAUGUCCAGAUGAAUGGGGACACGCCCCAUGAUGGAGGCCAUGGAGGAGGAGGACAUGCUGAUUGUGAAGAAUUGAAGCGAACUGGACGGUUCUGUGGUGGACUAAUUAAGGACAUAAAGAGGAAAGCACCAUUUUUUGCCAGUGAUUUUUAUGAUGCUUUAAAUAUUCAGGCUCUUUCAGCAAUUCUCUUCAUUUAUCUGGCAACUGUAACUAAUGCUAUCACUUUUGGAGGACUGCUUGGGGAUGCCACUGACAACAUGCAGGGCGUGUUGGAGAGUUUCCUGGGCACAGCUGUCUCUGGAGCCAUCUUUUGCCUCUUUGCUGGUCAACCACUCACUAUUUUGAGCAGCACUGGACCUGUGCUAGUUUUUGAGAGGCUUCUGUUUAAUUUCAGCAAGGACCAUAACUUUGACUAUUUGGAAUUUCGCCUUUGGAUUGGCCUGUGGUCAGCCUUCCUGUGUCUCAUUUUGGUAGCCACCGAUGCCAGCUUCUUGGUUCAGUACUUCACUCGCUUCACUGAGGAGGGCUUCUCCUCUCUGAUUAGCUUCAUCUUUAUUUAUGAUGCUUUCAAGAAGAUGAUCAAGCUAGCUGAUUACUACCCCAUCAACUCCGACUUCAAAGUGGGCUACAAUACUCACUUUUCCUGUGCCUGUGUGCCACCUGACCCAGUUAAUAUCUCCUUAUCUAAUGAUACCACAUUGGCUCCCGAGGAUUUGCCAACUAUUUCUUCUACUGACAAGUACCAUAAUGCUACCUUUGACUGGGCGUUUCUGUCGACGAAGCAGUGUUUGAAAUCUGGAGGCAAGCUCAUGGGGAACAACUGUAAAUUUGUUCCUGAUAUCACACUCAUGUCUUUCAUCCUCUUCUUGGGCACCUACACCUCUUCUAUGGCUCUGAAAAAAUUCAAAACUAGUCGUUAUUUCCCAACCACAGCAAGGAAACUGAUCAGUGACUUUGCCAUUAUCUUGUCCAUUCUCAUCUUCUGUGUAAUAGAUGCCCUGGUGGGUGUGGAUACUCCAAAACUAAUUGUGCCAAGUGAAUUCAAGCCAACAAGUCCAAACCGGGGUUGGUUUGUCCCACCCUUUGGAGGAAACCCCUGGUGGGUGUACCUCGCAGCUGCCAUCCCAGCUUUGUUGGUCACCAUUCUGAUUUUCAUGGACCAGCAAAUCACAGCUGUGAUUGUAAACAGGAAGGAACAUAAACUCAAAAAAGGAGCUGGGUAUCACCUAGAUCUCUUUUGGGUGGCCAUCCUCAUGGUGGUGUGCUCCUUCAUGGCUCUCCCAUGGUAUGUGGCUGCUACUGUCAUCUCUAUUGCUCACAUCGACAGUUUGAAGAUGGAGACAGAGACUUCUGCACCUGGAGAACAACCAAAGUUUCUAGGAGUAAGGGAACAAAGAGUCACGGGAACCCUUGUGUUUAUUCUGACUGGUCUGUCAGUCUUUAUGGCUCCCAUCUUGAAGUUUAUUCCCAUGCCUGUCCUAUAUGGCGUGUUCCUGUAUAUGGGGGUAGCAUCCCUGAAUGGCGUGCAGUUCAUGGAUCGCCUGAAGCUGCUUCUGAUGCCCCUCAAGCAUCAGCCCGACUUUAUCUACCUGCGCCAUGUCCCCCUGCGCAGAGUCCACCUGUUCACUUUCCUGCAGGUCUUGUGUCUGGCCCUGCUCUGGAUCCUCAAGUCAACUGUGGCUGCUAUCAUUUUUCCAGUCAUGAUCUUGGCUCUUGUAGCUGUCAGAAAAGGCAUGGACUACCUCUUCUCCCAGCAUGACCUCAGCUUCCUCGAUGAUGUCAUUCCAGAAAAGGACAAGAAAAAGAAGGAGGAUGAGAAGAAAAAGAAGAAGAAGAAAGGAAGUCUGGACAGUGACAAUGACGAUUCUGACUGCCCAUACUCAGAAAAAGUUCCAAGUAUUAAAAUUCCAAUGGACAUCAUGGAACAGCAACCUUUCCUAAGUGAUAGCAAACCUUCCGACAGAGAAAGAUCACCAACAUUCCUUGAACGCCACACAUCGUGCUGAUAAAAUUCCUUUCCUUCAGUCACUCGGUAUGCCAAGUCCUCCUAGAACUCCAGUAAAAGUUGUGCCUCAAAUUAGAAUAGAACUUGAGCCUGAAGACAAUGAUUAUUUCUGGAGGAGCAAGGGAACAGAAACUACAUUGUAACCUGUUUGUCUCUCUUCAAACUGACAGUUUUUGUUGUUAAUGUUCUUGUUUUUUGUCUGGUUGUGUAUUUUUUAAUUUUUGUUUUGUUUUAGUUUUUGGUCACUGGCCAAAUAAUACAGCGCUCUCUCGGCUUCUUCUCUCUUGCAUAGGUAAAAUCAAGACAAUAGUGCACCGUUCCUUAAAAAGAACAUCUGAAGAAUCCCCUUUGUGUUCUUAUACUUUCAGAUGUGUCCUCUGACAACCAAAUUCCUCUGUCACUCAAGACAUGCACAGACUCUGUCCUUUUCCUUUAUUAAGCAGAGGGCAAAAGUAUUCAGGAUUUUAUAACACCUUUUAUUAAAAUAUUGAAGGAACUUACAACUUUAGCUUUGGAGCUGUGCUUACUGGCUUGUCCUUCUGUCUGGUAGAACAAACCUUGACUCCAGACAGAGUCCCUUCUUGCUUCUAGAGCUCUCCAGGACUGGAAAAAGUGCUGCUAUUCUAAUUUGCUCUUGCUUGUAAACCCUAAUCUUAGAGUUAUCAAAAGAAGAAAAACUAAAGGUACUUUACUCCCUGUAGUAAACUAUCGCCAUCAUUGUAGCAAGUGCUGGAAUGUCCCUUUUUCCUAUGCAACUUUUUUUAACCCUUUAAUGAAUUUAUCUGUUGAGUACAUUGAAGAAUAUUUUUCUUCCUAGAUUUUGUUGUUUAAAUUAUGGGGCCUAACCUGCAACUUAUUUUUUGUCAAUUUUUUAAACUUUUUUUUAAUUACUGUAAAGAAAAUGAAUUUUUUCCUGCAGCAGGAAACAUAGUUUUGAGUAGUUCUACCUCUUAUUUGUAGCUGCCAGGCUUUCUGUAAAAAUUGUAUUGUAUAUAAUGUGAUUUUUACACACACAUAUACACACACACACAUACACACACACAAAUUCACAAUCUCUAGGGUAAGCCAGAGGGCUAGAUCAGAUUAAAAACACCAUGUUUCUAAGCAUCCAUUUUUCCCUUUCUUUAAAAGAAAUUUAACUGUUCUAUGAAGGAGACUGGGGGAGAAGGAAGAAGCUCCUAUAUAAUGGGAUUAACUGACAUUUUGAUAAUAGUGAUAUCCGGGCACAGAUGCUGAUUGUAUUACCAUGUCAAUGUCCUAUGCAGUAUUGUUAGGCAUUUUUUUCAUUUUGAAAUAUUUGUGUGUUUGUGUAUGUACUCUGUGUGUGGCUGGUGCACAUGUGUGCAAAGUUAGAAAGAGACAGAGUGACAGCAGGCAAAGGACAAAGUUAUCCAGCCUCUUGUGUCAGUUUUCAUAAAAUCCAAACCACAUAUGAAAAAUCCAACAGAGGUCCAAGAGACUCACCAUUUUACAAAUGAGGGUAAAUAUAUUUUAUUACCCAGAUAUCAGUCACCAUCAUUGAUACAAUAGCCUAUAUUUACAAUACCAAAUCCAUAGGAAUAUUAAUAGAUCACUUGCACAUCUAUAAAGUGUUUAUGGAAAUGCAGAUAAAUCUGCAGAGCUAUAUAUGUAUACAUCUUAGCAAUACUCACACAUUUUUCUUAGGGAUGGAAAGACAAUUAUUCCUUGUGAUUGGGACAUUUAGAAUAUAUAUGUGUGUAUAUAUAUGUGUAUGUGUAUUUCAAAGUACCAUAUUGAAAAUUAGAAAAAAGAAAGUUAGAUCUUUGUUUACCAAAUUUAGCAUGUUAUUUAAGUGUAAUGUUUUAAUAGGUUGCAUUAUGUAUUGUGAAUCUGCCUUAAAAUGACAUUUUAACAUGUUGAAUCCGUAAUUUUGGAUUCGUAUAACCAUAUUUGCAAUAUAUCCUAGCUAAAACAGGUUGUUGAAAGAGUACUAGAAGCAGAAUGAAACCACUUAUUUUGGUUUCAUGAUAUGCACAUAUUCACUCUCACUCAUUCUUAUAUUAAUUAAAUUAUAAUUCUGUUCUCUUGGAAUUUUGAUUAUAAAAAGUUUAUCUUGAAUUAGCUGUUACUUUUAUAGUAUCUGAUAAUCUUAAAACUUUUGAUUUUAUACAAAUUAGACGUAAAUGAUCUGCAAUUUUUUCAUUAAAAUGCAAGUGGCAAAUUACAUGUUAUUUGUUAAAACCUCACGUGCCAAAUUUUAGCAUCAUGUUUGUAUUUAGAGCUUUCCUUAAAAUGAUUACUCUAUAUUAUCUAGCUUUUCAUUACCCUAAUAUAGAAAUAUAUAAGAAGCAUUUCCUUUUUCUUAACUGAUGGAAGCAUCGAUAAAAUGUUUAAAAGUCAUGCAUAGUAAGUUCAACCGAACUUAUGAUCUUGUUAAAUUAAAGACACUUUUGUUCACUUUUAUGAAAGCUCUAGAUAUAAUAAUUUAUUUUUCUGAUCAUGAAUCAAGUAUUUGAGGAUUCAUGCCCCUCUCUGUCCGUUUCAAAGAACUCUUGAAGCAACUUAACCCAGUAUUUCAGCCUUUGAGCAGAUCUAAAAGCUAUCUACACCUGCAUUUAUGAAACCUGUUCUGUGACAGAGGUCGAAAUUCAUGAUGUCAAUGCAGAUAUUACCUUACUAAAAGGAACAGUUAAUAUCAAACACUUUCAAUAUUUUGGAAUCCAGGGAAGUUUAAAAAAAAUCAUUACUUUCAAAGGCACAGAAGUAGCUACCAAACAAACAGAACCUGAGGUCCAUACGGAGGCACCAAAUUAUCUUUCUUUUUUCUUUUUUUUGGUGAGGAAGAUUGGCCCUGAGCUAAUGCCUGUGCCAAUCUUCCUCUAUUUUUUGUAUGGGGAAUGCCACCACAGCAUGGCUUGGUGAGUGGUGUGUAGGUCCGUGCCCAGGACCCAAACCCAUGAACCCUGGGCUGCUGAAGUGGAGUGAACGAACUUAACCACUAUGCCACUGGCCCAGCCCCCAAAUUAUCUGUAUUUUAAUUGAAUUUACUCAUUGUCUAAGAACUAAUUUGAUUUUUACGUGGUUUUGUUUCUAUGUAAACUGGACACAUAGAAUACAAUGGUACAUUUUUUUACAGAGUGUUUCUCCCUGAUGUGAAUAUGGAGUUAAGAUUCAAGUUGCUGGAAGUACAGGACUAAGUGUCCACUCAGAGAUGUUACCUAGACGUCCUGUUGUUGUACAAAAUUACUAUUGGAAGAGAUCACUAGCCAAGAGUCUGCUUCGUCAAAGGGGCAUAAAGGCCUUUGGUUUUACCUUUGAGAGAAAAUCUCUUGGAGAUGCUAUUUUCCUUGAUAAAAGUCACUCUUCUCUAUUAUGUGAAACAAUGACUUGGACUCCUAUGUAUUUUGUGUGCUGUCGGCAGCAGCGUUCCUGCUUCUUCUUCCAGUCAAGCAGUGGAAUGAGGGUAGGGGGAUGGAGGCUCAAAGAAGAAAACAAAACCCUCUCUAAUCAGCUCUCCACCUCAAAGGAUGGAGGGGAGGAGUAAUUGCCAGCAACAUUCAGUUUGUGUAUACUUUAUGCACAUGCACCAACACACACAGAGUAAAUCUUUUAUCAGCUAUGUAUUGGUGUUUAAUACAGAGAAUGAUUGUCUUCCAAGUUUUUGGUUCUUUUUUUUUUUUUAACUGUGUUAAAGUACUUGAAAUGUAUUGACUGCUGACUAUCUUUAAAAAGCAAAACAAAACCAUUUGAGUUGUAUUACUGAGGUUGACAUUGUUCAGGGAUGGGACAAAGCUUUCUUCAAUCCUUUUCAUACCACUUAAUGAUUUUGGUGCAGGAACUUGAGAUUUUCUUAUUUAUUCCAUGAUAUUUCACAUUUGCUCUUCACAGCGUGAGCAUGAAGCCCGGUAGCACCAAGUGGCUGAGUAUAAUCAAAUGAUAUUUUAUAGCACUUGACUAUCUGAAGGGCCUUGGGAGUUUUCAGAUGAUGAUUUCAUUGAGCUUCAUUGCAGCCUGAAAUAAAAAUGUUUUGUGGUAUAUGCUAACCAGUCAAGUUGUGUUUUGACCAGAAAUUUGGAUAUGUCCUAGUUCUUGGCUGAUUUCUUUGUGCUCUAUGGGUACAUAAAAAAAUGCUGAAUUCUUGUUUUCUAGGCAAAUAUUGCAACUCAGGGCUAAAGUCAUCCAGUGAGACUUUUAGAGCCAGAAGUAACUUUGUCCCAGUCCUACAAUGUGAAAAGAGUGAAUAGUUGCCUCUUUUUAGCCAUUUUCAUGGCUGGUACAUAUCCGUACACAUUACUUUUCAGAAUCAAUACGCACUUUCAGAUAAUCUUAUUUUUAUUCUCUUAAGUCUUUAUUAACUUUGGAGAAAUGAUGCAUCUUUUUAUUUUAAAUGAAGUAGAUCAACAUGGUGGAACAAAAUGAUAAAGAACAGAAAACAUUUCAAUAUAUUACUAAUAAUUUUUUUCCAAUAUAAAACCUAAAAUUCCUAUAACAUUAUAGUAUUUUACAGUUUUAUGAAGCUUUCUAUUGUGACUUUUAUGGAAUUAAGAGAUGAAGAAGAUGAGAUAUUUUAGCAUUUAUAUUUUUCAAAAUUAAAUGUAUACUUAAAAUAAAGUAACUU